AUGUUGACCUUCUUAGCUCUAGCAGUUGCCCUGGCCUUCGCGGUGGCAGGCAGCAGUACUCCGAUCACUGACAAGGACCUCGCGUCCGAGGAGAACCUCUGGGACCUGUACGAGCGGUGGCGAAGCCACCACACGGUGGCCCGGGACCUCGAGGACAAGCAAAGGAGGUUCAAUGUGUUCAAGGAGAAUGCUAAGUACAUCCACGAGAUCAACAAGAUGGACAGGCCUUAUAAACUGACGCUGAACAAGUUUGGGGACUUGACGAGGGACGAAUUCCGGAGCACCUUCGCCGGGUCUAAGAUCGACCACCACCGAAUGUUCCGGGGUAGUCGACAGGGGAAGUUCAUGUACGAGAACGCCGACGUCCCUCCCUCGAUCGACUGGAGGCAGAGGGGCGCAGUCACUCAAGUCAAGAACCAACUCCAGUGCGGGAGUUGCUGGGCUUUCUCGGCCGUCGCCGCCGUCGAGGGAAUACACCAGAUCGCAACCAAGCAUCUCGUGUCGUUGUCGGAGCAAGAGCUGAUCGACUGCGACACCAAAUACGAUGAAGGAUGCAACGGAGGUCUCAUGGAGCAUGCGUUCGAGUUUAUCCACGAGAAAGGCAUAACGACUGAAGCAAACUACCCCUACGUGGGCAAAGAUGGCCGAGCGUGUAACGUCGAGAAACAUUCUCAAGUGGUUGCGAUCAGUGGCUACGAGGUUGUUCCUAGCAGCGACACGUCUCUAAUGAAGGCAGUGUCUCGUCAACCUGUGUCGGUUGCUAUCGAAGCGAGUAGCCGAGACUUCAUAUUCUACUCCGAGGGCGUGUACGACGGGGAGUGUGGCACGUAUUUAGAUCAUGGAGUUGCAGCUGUAGGGUACGGGGAGACGAAGGACGGGCAGCAAUACUGGAUCGUCAAAAACUCAUGGGGGCCGGGGUGGGGGGAGAAGGGUUACGUAAGGAUGGCGAUCAAUUCCACGAAAUAUCCUUUUGGGAUUUGUGGAAUUGAGAUGAUGGCAUCGUACCCCGUUAUGAUAUCUCCCUUAGUUCACCAGGAGUUGCCGCUGAAGGAUGAGCUUUAG
This is a messenger RNA of Zingiber officinale, 1062 nucleotides long. RefSeq names its product thiol protease SEN102-like. Gene Ontology annotation, cellular component: lysosome. Gene Ontology annotation, molecular function: cysteine-type endopeptidase activity. The transcript is spliced from 4 exons. Lineage: Eukaryota; Viridiplantae; Streptophyta; Magnoliopsida; Zingiberales; Zingiberaceae. The coding region runs from base 1 to 1062 and encodes 353 amino acids. The record is from RefSeq and is a predicted model, not a curated record.